AUGUUUGCCAGUCGUUUGCCCAUAGUGCCCGUGCUUUCAUCUGCAGCUAGAAUACCUUUGCCUGGAGUCACAAUAGCCUCGGCGAUUUUCUUCAGUUCUGCCUUCAACUCUGGGGUAAGAGGGGCAUCCAUGUUGAAAAAGUUCAGGUGAAUCGACUGCGUUGAACCUCGCUCAGUCACUCGUCCGAUGCAGAGGGCAAGGAUUAUACGUUCUAAAAGUCUUACGCUCCGUAAACGUGGUAUGAUUGGUCAGUUUUCAAGAGGUUACAAAUAAACCAAUCAUAAGCCCGUUUAUAAUGAGCACUGGUUCGUGACAACUCACCCGUAUUUUUGUUGAGACGUUGUGUAAACGUGUCAUGAUGAAAGUUUCCAUUGUAAAUAGUACGUUUUCACUGGGCAUUAUAAAUUCAUUUCCCUUCACAGCUUUUUCAAACUAACACCCACUUUUUAAUUAUUUUAAAUUUAAAUUCCAUUUAUGGCAUUAAAGGGGGCGUGAAUGGGGGAGGGACCAUGUGUUACAAUCAAUGGAGGGGAAACUUGGCCCGAGUUUUAAUCAAGCAGGCACUGAGAUCAGCGGUUAAUCGCAAAAAUCAAGAUGGCGAACAAACUUCUUCGGAAGUGUGUCAUUCUAGCUGGCUUUUGUGUGAAAAAUCCUCCGCAGAAAUCAUCAAAUUUUUUUAGUAAUCGUAACUUGAAGGUAUGGAUAUAAUUUUUUUCUACUCUCGAAGAGACUUUUUUCCCCGUGGCAUUUCAAGGAAGGUUGUAAGCACUGGUUGGUUUGUUAUCAAGGGAAGCAGCGAGUUCCUGGUUGAUGGAGAUCGUGGGAAAGGGUUAUUGACCCCCCUCCCACCCUGCCAUCUGGCUUACCGUAUCUUAGACUUACACCUCCCGCCUAUCAUUGUGAAAAAAUGAGCUGCACAUUAAUGAUCAAAAAAUGCUCAGAUUUUUAGAAUUUAUUUUCGAUUUUCCGAUUUUUUUCCCUGGCCCCACCUAUUCUCUAGGGCACCCUUCCGUCCUCAUUGUCUUCUCCCACUGAUUGAUAAUAAGGGUGAUAUAAGCUUAUUUCUCGUAUAUGAAAGCCUUUAUACGCUUCUAUAGAAAGCUGGUUUGGUAGCUAUUAUAUUAUUACUACUUGUCCUCACUUUGGAGUGACAAUCCUCUUGUUUUUAACCCUUUACACCCAAACAUCAAUAUUCAUAUUCUCCAUACUGUUCUCUGUACAUUUACUAAGGUGCUGACAGGGAGAAUUUGUCUAACAAUCAAGAGUUUCUUUAGUUGGUGAUCAUUUCCUUUAUUCUCAUGACAUUAAUGUGUGAUUCAGUGGUGAUAUUGUAAGGAGAAAUUAGAUUCCAGUCACUCUUAGGGGUUAAAGGGUUAAACUUGAAUUGAAGGCUUGGAGGGCUGAAUUGCAUGAAGGAAGAAUAUAAAUAAAAUAGAAAUAAGGCCUUCUAUUUAUCAAUGAGGUCUAUUCUUUUGAAUUUUAAGAAAAACUUAAUCCCUGAUUCUUUAUAAUUCUUCAUUUCUAGGUUUUUAAAACCUCUCUUUAUCAUACAAGCAGUAUUCAUUGUAAGGGAGCAGAAAUGCAGAAGGAAGCACCAGGGACAGACAAAAUUAGACCAAGGACUAAGUCACCAGGGACAGACAAAAUUAGACCAAUUUAUUUAAGUUAUUUACCAUCAAGCACCCUCUCUUCUAAGAUGCAGGAGACAGGGCCUAUGGCUUUUUGUCCUUAUCCAAGGACUAGAAUGUCUUACCACUUGCAGAUAUCAUAGCAAAGGCAGAUCAACAUGUGAGCUGUGUGUGUCAUGAACCCCAACCUCCCACACAGUAGUCCGGUGCUCAUCCACAUAAGCUAACCAGGCGGCAUUAUCUUGGAUGAUGCGAUAAAUUGACACUAGCAUGUUUCAUAUGAUCAGUUGGUUUAGCAAAGUAUAAUAGUGGUAAACUGGUUUCCAACCUGACCCUGAAACUUCUUGCAGGAUUUUGUUCCAGCAGUACUUUUGUAUUGUGUACCACCCCACUCCAUCUUGCUGAUAUGUCAAGUGAGCCUGGAACAGGCUCACUUGACAUAUCAAUACUUACAGCUACAUUUUUUUCCUGUUGAUUCAUGAACAUUGUGACACUUGUUGAUAACAUCAACCCUUUCACUAUCAAGAUCUCAUUGGUAAUUUUCCUUACCGUCUGCAAUGCAAUCAUUAUGAUGUUAGUAUGGAGAAUGUGGUAUUGGAUCUACCAGUCAUCCUUAAAUCAAUAUUCUCAUGACUUGUCUACUUGAGACUGUACUGGCAUUGUAAAGAUAAAUUCUGCCUUGAUUAUAAACAGUGGUGACAUCAGCUUGGAAAUAUUUUUGAAUAAUUUAAUUUCAACAUAGACUAGAAAGGAUUUAACAUUUCAACAGAUCUUUCCCUUUAUGAAAAUUGAACUCAUAGAAAUGGACUAAGCUUGUGUUUCCUUUCCUUGUAGGGCUGGAUGAUUUGUCAAGCCUAUGUUACUGGUGAGAGAUACAACAUUCAUGGAAUCAAUAGUUACCUGGGGAACAUGGCAAAAUAUCAGGCAACAUUUAUACCAGAAGGUACAUAACAAAAUAAAAAUAUACCUCUUAUUAACCAAGAUCAAAGACCAUACUGUAAGUUAUAGACCAUGUUUUUUUUGCUGUUUGGAUUUAUUUUAUUUUAAAGUAAGGUUCUGUUACUUAUAUUACUUACUAAGAAAAUGAGGUUAGGAAGAUACUUAUUGUUUCAAUUAAAAAAAACCUUUGAAUUUUGUGAGGUGUACAGAGAAAUAUGGUCCACUCAAUUGACUAAUCAUAGUGCUUGUGCCAACAGAGAGAUAUACUAAAUAAAAGUAGGUUAUGAGUGCUAUGCUGGUUUUUACAAUUUUGUAAUCAUUAUUUGAUAUUUUUUUGCCAUCAUCUAUUUUUUCAGAUGAGCCAAAUGUACUUCGAGUUUGUAUUAAAGACAAAAAUGGUGAAAAUAGUGGAGAAGUGUUCUUCUUUGGGUGAAUUUUAUUGCUCCUAUAUUUAUUUAAUAUUAAGUAAUGGUGAUAUAUAGGACUGAGUGGAGUUCAAUUCAUUCUGUAAUCCUAGGAGUGAUAACAAAAUUAGACGGCCAUGUAAUAGGAGUCUGUUUGUUUAUCACAAGUCUAAUUACAGACUGAAUUGGACGAUGCAAAGUCUUAUCACCAAUGAAUCAUAAGAAUUACAAUUUCUUCAUUUUGAAGAAAGCUUCUAAUUUAGGAGUCUGAACACUGUUUCCAUGGUGAUUGAAAUCAAGGUUGUGAUUGGUUGAUUUAAACUGUAACUUUGAAUGUGAUUGGCUUAUUGAACUGUUCAAUAACAUGUCCAAUAACAACUUGGCAAGUGAAUUAGUGGAAAAUAGGAGUUUUUCAACCAAUCAUGAUUGAGAAAAUUGUAAUUUUUAUGAUUAGUGUAACUAUCAGAAAACUUAUUGUCAAAGCAUGGUUAAUCAAGCCUUUGAGUAUCAGCUAUUACUAAUUUUGAAAUGAAUGUUAGGUAGCAUAUUUAUUAAUUUUAACUUGAUAUUAGCUUUGACAACACAGAAAAUCAGAAGGCAACUUUUUCCCCCCUUGCCAUUGAAUAAUAGUUGUUAGAAGUUUACUCUUUGAUCCCUUUAACUCUCAUGAGUGACCAAGAAAGAAUUUCUCCUUACUAUAUCUAUACAAUAUCAUGCAGACAAGUGAUGAGAAUAAAGAAAAAUAUCAAUUUAGGAAUUACUAAUUGAUCCGAUACCAAAUUCUCCAAACUAACUUAAUGGGAAUCAUUUGGCAGACAGUAAGGAGAAUUACUAAUUAGAUCAUAGGAGUUAAAGGGUUAAGUGACCAGCAUCUCAUUUCUCCUUACAAUGUCACUGUUGAAUCAUUCAUUAAGAUUGUGAGAAUAAAGGCAAUAAUUUCCAACCAUAGAACCUUUGAUUGUUGAGUGAAUUCUCUUUAUUACCACCAAGAGGAUGUAUAGAGAAGGGUAUGGAGAAUAUGGAUAUUGAUGUUAGGGUGUACUGGGUCAAAACAUACAUGUCAAUUUGUGGCACUCAUAACACAACAAGGUGUUUUUCCUUUGACAGAUGGCUUGGAUCUUUGGUGCUAUGGAAUGUUUGUAGUGCUGAGGUAUGAAUUAUUCUCCAAUUGGGUUUACGCUAAGUUCACAAAUCAAAUCGCAGGCAUCCCAAGCUCAGGUUUGAACAAAAAGCAAUCGAUUGAUUCAUGAAAGCGCCAUGCAUUAUGUGAUGCAGAACCAUUGAGAAUUUGGACAUCUUAUAGGAAAUAGUAUGAGGAAUGAGAUAUGGUCAAUUUAAAACAAAUAUUUUGAAAGACGAACAUUUUAUUUGUACAAGAUUAAUAGGACUUACUCACUGUUUGUUAUGAUUAAGUAUUUUAUAUGUUUCUGCUUUAAAAUGAAUUUAAAAAGUAAACCAGCAGAAAGUUGAGGGUACUACUUAGGAUUUAGAAAAGGCCAGGUGAAUGUUAUUGAGAUAUGUACCUUAACAGUCACUGUGACAAUUUCAAAAAACCAACCAUACAAUAAACAGUUCUCCCUGUCACUGAAAGAUACCAAAGUGUACUGGUGCUUGUUGAAAAAGUGAGAUAAUUUUCAUAGCCUAUUCACAUACCCAGAGCUGUGAAAUCUUCUCUUAAAACUAUUACCUUGAAUUUACUUUAAAAAAUGAUUUUAAAACAUGAUUUCAUUCUUCAGGAGCAGUUCUUUAAAAAAAUUGCACAGCUAUUCCAAGAUGGAGGCCUUGAUAUGGCACUUACUGACACGGAAGAUGAACAACUGUUAUUUUCCUACUCCAAGUGAGUGGAUUUAAAAAUAUUUUGUAAACUACCAUUUUGAAAUUUGGGCUUCCUCUUUAAGUCUUUUAUUUUUCAUCUCAAAAUAUAUUUUUUGCCUUUAUUCUAGAAAUUCCACUGCUCUCCACAGUGGAAGGAUAAUAUUAAAUGAAAAUUCAAUGGAAGACAUAAUGGCAUUAGAGAAAUAUACUUUUUCAAAUGCUUUAGCUUUGUCUGGUAAGGGAAAAAUUACUGUACAAAAUUACCUUUAAGUAGCUUAAGUGCACAGUGGCAACCAGUUGAUAUUAUACAUAUUCCCCAUACUUUUUUCUAAACAUUUCCUAUAGUAUUGACGAGGAGAAUUUGUUUAACAAUCAAGAGCUUCUUUAUUUGGUGGUCAUUUCCUUUAUUCUGAGACUCAUGGCCUUAAUGUGUGAUUCAGGUAUGAUAUUAUAGGGAGAAAUUAGAUGCUAGUCACUCUUAGGGGUUAAUACAGAAUUAAACAGACUACUUAUAGACCAGUGUAAUAUCAGUGUAAUAACUUAGCAGUAACUUGAUUUUUGUUUGUUUCUAUGCGCUAGUUAAACUUGCUAUCUGGGAGUCUGUCUUAGAUCAAUAUGUGGAGUCCAUACAAUGGGUCCCUGAGGUGAGAAGUUCUUAGAUUUUUGAGCAAGCAUAGUAAGCAAAACCUGACUGAACACUUUGAAUGCAAACUAGUGGCCACAUUGAAAUUUGUAUCCACAGUUUUUAAGCCAGUCAUUCUACUUUUUGUUCAGUUUUAUUCCUGACUUAAAUUAAUUUUUAUUUUAUUUUUAAGGAUUUAAGGAAAGGAAGAAAAGUAAGAAUGUCUAGAAAAGAAGUGCUAGAGAAAACAGGAGAACUCAUUUCCCUCAGGUACUGUUGUGCGUGAUUAAGAAUUUUAUAACUAUUUUAUUUUGUACCUAACAUGCUUUAUUCUCAGUUAAAUGCCUCCAGCACUAAAUCCAAACUUAGCCUGGCAAACCAAGCAGGUAUUUGACUUUGGAACUUUCAGUUGGGGCUGGAAUUUAUUACCCAAGGUUUUUACUUUCAUCUUGGCAUUCACAGAUCUGUUUGAAGUAAAUAUUUUAAAGCUGCAAACCCAGUAACAACUGUGAAUUUUACUCCAAAACCUGGUGCUUAAUGUUGGAAAUAUGAGGAGUUAGUGAAAAAAAAAAAUGAGAAAGAAUAAUUCUAUGCUAAGUUUCAAUGACGCAUUGAUCCUCAUCAGUAAUUCUCCCUAUUGUCCCCCACACUUUACUUAUAGUGUUUGUUUGGAGAAUUUGGUAUUGGAUCUAUGAAUUAUCCACUCAUCACCUUAUCUACUUGAUACUGUUUUAGUAUUGUAAGGUGAAAUUCUGCCUUGGUCACCCAAGGGAGUUAGAGGAAGAAGUAAUUUUUGAUUGAGAGGUGGAGGAUAGGCUUUGUAAAAACUUUACGUCAUUCUCAUGCCAACUUCAUUUUCAUAUGAAAACCUUGAAAUAUAGUGUGUUUCUUUGGCUGAAGUGCCAAGGGUUCAUUUACAUACUAUUUCUCUGAAACUACUUCUAACUUUAGAGUUAUUAUCAUAUAGUUACAAAGUGUGAAAAAGAUAAUCAUUUGUGAGACUUAAAUAAGCUUUACAAAGUAUUUAGUUUAUAUUUGAUUUGCUUGGAUACAUAUCCUCAUGCAUUGUGUGCCUGUGUCACUCUUAAUUUACUGUUCUCUAUAGACUUAAAGUCUUAUUUUUUUGUCAGGUAUAAAAUCAAUUUGUCCUCUGAUCUUCUGAUGACCCCAGAUUUUUACUGGGACAGAGAAAACCUGGAAAACUUGUAUGACAAAACUUGUGUCUACCUUGAUAUUCACAGAAGAACAAGGGUAAAAUAUGAUGUGAUGAUUAAUUAUUAUGCUAUAUAUUGCGGUGAUUAUUCCAAUAAAGAUCAUUUCAGUAAAAAGUUCAACCAAGCUACUUACAGAGAACUGGGGAGAUUUUUGGAGAUUUGGAGAUGCUCCCAGCGUCAAAAACAAGACCAGACCAAAACAGUACAAACUCAGUGGUCUUGUAAUUUGACUGGGAGUGUGAGUUCUUCAAGGUCCCCUGCUGCACAGUGUUUUAGAUAAAGGAAACAAAAGCCACUGUUUGUAAUCCUUAUCCAAGAAGACUGUAAUGUCUAAGUGUUUGCUAAGGUCAUUAGACCAGCAGAACAUUUUCCAUGUAUAGUUACAGUGUAUUUAAAAACUCUCAACAUUAGACUGGUCGGGGGUUCGAACCUCAUUCUCCCCCCCUCACUGCUCAUUAGUCUAUCCCUCUAUCAGUUGGUGGUAAUCACCAGCCUGCAUUUUGGACUUUAUAAAUCACAUUGAAUACAAAGCAACUCUACAUGGGUGUCAAGCUACACUGACAAAUGUUUCUUGUUCCUAGGUGAUGAAUGAGAAAUUAAACCAUUGUUCUGAGAUGGUGGAGUUGUUAAGAACACAUCUCAGUGAAAAACACUCAUUCAGGUUGGAGUGGGGAAUAAUUGCACUUAUAGCAGUUGAGGUACUAUAUUAUCACUGGUACAUUAUCAUAAAAUUACACAAAAUGUAAAGGCAAUAUCUUAUCCCUGUACUCUGUAACAUCAGUAUGCAGAUUCCUCAUACUGUUCUCUACACAUUUCUGAAGGUACUGACAAAGAAAAUUUUUUUAGCAAUCAAUAGUUUCUUUAGUUGGUGAUCAUUUCCUUUAUUCUCAUGACCUUAAUGUGUGAUUCAGGGGUGAUAUUGUAAGGAGAAAUUAGAUACCAGUCACUCUUAGGGUCAAAGGGUUAACAGUGGAGUGUGUUACCAUGGAAUGCAUCACAGUAACCAAAAUCAGGGCCUGUUGCCAUGGCACCUCAUCUGCAGUUCAUUGCACUUUAAAAUUGUUUCGAUUUUCUCUUCCUUUCAAAAAUGCAAACUUGCACCCAAAGAAGUCUUUGUUCCUCCUCUUGACUUAAAUUUGGGAUACUUUUCCUGAGAUAAAGAUCAGAAUCUCCUGAGUUCUCCACUGGGAUAGUGCUAAUUAAAAAACCUAAUAUUUCUUUUUAUUACUGUCAUAGGUUGUCUUUGAGACAUUGUAUUUAAUAGAGAGAUACUUUCCAUUCAGAUGACCUUGGCCUGAAAGAAGACCAUAUCAGAGCAGCAAUCCAAAUAUUUUGUUGCACUUAUAAGGAACCUUAAAUGUUUUUUUAAAAAUUAUUUUAGAUGACCUUGUCCUGAAAGAAGAACUUAUCAAAGCAGCAAUUCACAACAUUUUGUUGCACUUAUGAGGAAUCUUAAAUGUUUUUAAUAAAAUUAUUUUGGAUGACCUUGGCCUAAAAGAAAACGGAUCAAUAUCAGUAUCUGGGCAACUGCCCACCUACUCCUCCC
Messenger RNA from Pocillopora meandrina, 8168 nucleotides. Lineage: Eukaryota; Metazoa; Cnidaria; Anthozoa; Scleractinia; Pocilloporidae. The record is from the annotation of a GenBank genome assembly.